This is a messenger RNA of Colletotrichum acutatum, 1647 nucleotides long. RefSeq names its product fungal-specific transcription factor domain-containing protein. The transcript has 3 exons. Lineage: Eukaryota; Fungi; Ascomycota; Sordariomycetes; Glomerellales; Glomerellaceae. The record is from RefSeq and is a predicted model, not a curated record. Bases 1 to 1647 code for a protein of 548 amino acids. Gene Ontology annotation, biological process: regulation of DNA-templated transcription; DNA-templated transcription. Gene Ontology annotation, cellular component: nucleus. Gene Ontology annotation, molecular function: DNA binding; zinc ion binding; DNA-binding transcription factor activity, RNA polymerase II-specific.
AUGAAGCCCCCCAAAGCAUGCCGACAGUGUCGGGAGAGCAAACGGAAAUGCCUUCGUCGUAGUCUCGCGGUAGGUGAGCCCUGCGAUACUUGUCGAGUUAGAAGCUUGCCGUGUGCAAGCUCCCUCUCGCGCGUUCCUCCAUCGCCGCUGCCGUUGCUCCCAAGGCCUGAACCGACGCCUUCAUUGUCAAACACCUCCACGCCUACUUCGUCAAAGACCGAAGGCACAGACUUGCCGCUUCACACGGCUGUCCUCCUUGUCGACUAUUAUCUGGACAAGCUACAUAAUCGACCGCAUAGUCUGUUUCACCCAGCCAAGCUUCGGCAGGAGGUUCAGGAUGGGUCUAUCAGCAGGAUUCUCUUGUUGGCCAUUUGCAGCAUGGGCUCGAGAUUCGCUCUUGACGAAGAGACGCGGGCUCUCGAGGCCGGGUUGAUGGAGGAAUCCAAGCGGACGUUGCUGGCGAAUUUGGAAAACGUGUGCGUCGAAAACAUUCAGGCGUGUAUCCUCAUCGCGAACCUCUGCGCGGCUCACCUGAACCCUUCUUCAGAAGCUUUGUUCUUCCGCACCGGCAUCAGUCUCUCUCACAUUAUGCAGCUUGGCACCUCCACUGUAGGGUCCCGGCUAGUUGAUCUCGAGAUUCACAGGAGAAUAUGGUGGUCACUCUUCAUGGCAGAUCGAUGGUCGUCUUCAAGCCUGCGCUUGUUGCCACAGAUUCGAGAUACAGAGCUUGCUGUUGAUCUGCCCAUGGACGAAGCCAUAUUUGAGUCCCUAGAUCCUACAGCGACGCAAUUAGAGAAGCCGUGGCAACCAGGAAUAUGGGCUUUCAAGAUCUCUCUGGUACAGUUGUUUGGCCCAAUACAGCAGCUCAAUCGUCAUAGUGUCAACAGAAGUAUGACUGCGGAGGACAUCGAGAGCAGCAUUCUCUCUUUGUCUCAGCAGCUGGAGACUUGGGAAGAGUCCCUGCCCGACAACAUCAAAUGGAAAGAGGAAAUGCUGGACUGGCAUAUUAACAGAGGAACCGGAGGGCCAUAUGUCGCCCUUCAUCUUGGGUAUCAUCACUACUCCGUUCUGCUCUACUUCAGGUUUCUCAGCUCUCAAGAGCCAAGAUCUCCCGCGUCUAGCAUGUAUCAUAGUAGGUGCAAGGCCCACGCCUCGGCUUACAGCAAUCUUGUCAAACUCGCCCGUGGUAGGCAGGGAUGCGAAGUCGUCUAUCCUACUGUCGGGCACAUGGCGGUAGUAUCGUCAUCGGUCCUCCUCCAUACACUCUUAUUCGGUGAAGAAGCAGAUCUGAAGAGCGCCAGAGAUGCCUUGAAUGCGAAUUUUGCAGCCAUUGUCGAACUGCGACAGUACUGGCCAAACACUGCGCCAAUGAUCGAACGCCUUGCUACUUUUCAAAACUUCUGCCUGCUGUCAUGCGACUCCAGAACGCAUGAUUUCGAUGACUGGAUGGUGCGCUUUCUGACCGAAUACUCACUGCCUCUGGAAGAAAAGGAUAUUCAACACGUGAGAUCGGGCAUGGACUACGACAUUGACAGCUUUUCAGCUCGAACUCAAGCACUCACACAGCAAGGGAGGUAUACUUCGUUUCAGACUGAUACCUCUGAUGCCUAUAGCUUACAGCUUCAUGAGUUCGACUACCUAAUUUAG